UAUACAGCUAUGUAUCGGGGGGCUUUGGGGAGAAAAAAGGAAAAAAAUAAAAUCUUAAAAAAAAAAGAAAUAGAUUUAUAACUAUCUUGUGAAAUGCUUAAUUCCCAGGGCAAGAAAAAUUCUUAGAGGAGUUUAGAAUGUCAAUUCCAUUACAAUUUAACAUUUUCCCUUUUUUCUGAAGACUGGGAAAUUUGGGAUGUACUAUCCAUUAUCAGAGCUAAUAUUCACUGAGUACUUAGCAUAGGCUGGCAACUGUUCUAAGGGUUUUAUAUAUAAUAUAUCUAUUUAAUCCUCCUUAUAAUCAUAGAUUGGUGCUAAUUAUCCUCCUUCUAAUUUUGCAAAUAAGGAAAUUGAUGCACAUGGAAAUUAUAGCUCGCCUAGAAGGAUCUGUAGAUGGAUUUAUUACCAGACAACUGCUAUAUUAUUUUACAUCUCUCUUAUUGUUUGCAUCUGCAUACUACAGGACAAAGUCACCUGUACUCUACAUGAGAAAAACUCAUCUGUGGUCUUUGAGUGAUAGUUAGACAGAUGAGAAAUGUUUCCAAAGGUUUUCACAUUUCUAAAAGCAUUUUGAGAACGCAUAUCUGAGACCAUUCCUGAAUUUUUAACCCCAGCGUCACCAAUUCAGAAUUUCCUGUGUAUACUGAAGUUUACCUUAAGAAAUGGUCAAUUCCUUUGAAGCCAAAGAUCUCUCUUAGGAUUUCUUGCUUCUCAUCCAUAAAUCCUUUCUGAUCAGGGACUUAAGGAUGGGCCAGAAGCCAUCUCCAGUCGUCUUCAGAAUCUUGUGGGAUAUUGAUCAAGGGGUGGGGAAGUAGGGGGGGAGGUUGGGUGUUUUCCUCAGAUAUCAUAGCUGGGAUCUCGGGGUCUUGUUCUCUUCUGCUUAUUUGCACCUAUUGGAAAGUCUGUCUCUCCUCCUCCCCCUCCCUCAUACAUAUGCCUCUUUGGAGGCGAAUUGUCUUCUUUGUUUUUUAAUCUUUACUGCCCUAACACUGACUAUGGUACUUUAUACAUGUGAAUGUACUUGGGUUGAAAUUUCACUUAUUUUACCAUUAGUAAUCAUUUAAGUCACAGAAAAAAUCCACGUUAAUAUUAAGUUUAAGUGGUCAUUUAGUUUUAAAGCUUUUGACAUGGAGAUUGUUUUAGUUGUAGAGAAUAAAUUGACACAGUUAAAUAUAUCUAAGCAGCUUUGAUUUUAAACUCAAUGAAUCAAUAAGUAUUUGUUAAAUUUUGAAUUAUGUAUCUAAAUCUUUUCUUGGUACCCGAAAUAGGCUUGUUUCUUCUGUGGGGAAAACAUCAAAAUACCAAGUCACAGUGCAUGUUUUAAAAUGCAUAAGAAAGUUUUGGAUGUUGUGAGUUCCAGUUAACUGCUUGGGAACUUUGCCAUUUCAGAAAGGUUAAGUAGCAUGCCCAAGGUCAUAUACCGAUAAAUGUUAGACCAGUGAUUGGAUGUGUCUGCCUUCACAUUCCAGAUAUUUCCUUACACUGUUUUGCAGUGUAAAUAGGUGGUUAAGAAGAUGCCAAAGUAGAUAUCUGUGUCAUCUUCUGAGAAGACAGCUUUCAAUUAGAUGUAGAAUUUUGUUUUACCAUCCAUGUUUCUGGACAUUUUUAGGGUAACCCCAGUGAAAUCAGAUGGAUGUGUUAACAUUCACAUUUUCAAGGACACAGUUUUAAAUAUGAGUUCCCACAUUCUCCAGCUGUAUGACCUUGAACAGGUUAGUUAGUUUCUCUAAGCUUCAUUUUUCUCAUUUAUAAAAUAGCUAUAAUUCCUAUCCCCUCCUGCCAACAUUUUAUGAGAAUUAUAUGAGAUAAUAUUAGUGCAUGACAUUUAUAGACAUUUGACAAAUGUUGGUUCUCUUAGCCCCCUCCUGGGGUUGCUAAGAAUGGAUGGAAUCUUGCCAUCACAGAGUGGAGAAUUUUCUUUUUUUCUUAUCUUCAUACUCUCUGAACUUAUAUGUAGAAGUCCUUCAACUUAACACAUGCCUGAUUAAUAUUUGUUAAACCAUAUUCCAAAGGUAUCAGAAAGACUGAGUUCUGAAACAGAAAAUUGUAUUCCAUUGGCAAAUUUAGUAGCAGACUAUUGUUUAUGACCAUACAGCUGAAAAUUACUGAGCCAUAUUUGGUAGUUUAUACCCUCUAUCAAGACAGAUAGGUCUCUUGGGCCUGCCUCUUAUAAGGGGCCCCAAAAUGUUACACAAUAUGGAUAAGAAAAAGGCUUUAUGGAGGAAAGAGAAACUCACCAGGAGCUCUCUGGUCAGAAAGACAGAAAUGCAUGAAGUGCCUCAUUUUGCAUCAUCCUAUAGAAAAGCAUUUCAAAGCUGGGACUUUAGCUAAAUGGAAAACUACCUUGUCCUUACUUUUCUCACUUAGCCUUCGAUCAGACUGGCCAUGGUUCUUACAUAGGUAUUUGGAUGGGCGUAGAAGAUCAAGUCCAGACUCCCCAUAUUACCUUCACAGAGCACUUUGAAGGAUCUGGCCCCACUUACCUUGCCUACAUGAUCUCCCACUGCUCUGUAAUGGGUGAGCCCCACCUCAUCCUUUGUUUUUCACUUCCUCAUCUACUCCUUUCCCCUUUUUUCUUUAAGAUCCAAUUCAAACACAUCUUCUUCAAUGAAGCAUCUCUGAAUAUGUACCAGAAUAAUCAAUCUAGUCACUGCCAUCACUAUGCCAUCUGUGCUCCCUGUUGCAGUGCCUAUCCAUCUGCAUUGCCACUCUCACCAGACUUCCAGUUCCCUGAGGGUGGAGACCAUGUCUUAAUCAAUCUUUCAUUAAUUUAUUCAUUCAAUGACAUCUAUCCAGGGCCUGUUAUGUGCAGGGACUGUGCUGGGUCCUGGAGAUACAGUGGUGAGUAAAAGCACAUGUGAUCCCUGCCCCCAUGGAGCUCACCAUCUAGUUGGAGAGACAGACGUCACCAAGUACUCACCAAGACAGAGCUACAUCUGCACCUGUGACUUUGUUAUGACUGGGGGGCAUAUGGUGUCAUGAUGCCAGCACCAAGGGGAGUUGAUGCGGGGAGGUCAGGGAACCCUCCACGAGAAGUGAAGAUUGAGCUGUGAGGGACUGGAACACAGCCUGUCUGGCUUCAAGCCUACGCGGUCGCACUGUACCUGCUCGGAGUGGUCGUGCUGCAGGCUUGGGUCAAUGAGAGAGAGCAGGUGAAAGACAGUAGGAUCACUUAUCUCAGUUUAAGUUGUUAAAAGUUAAUUCUACUAGAACUGCAACAUGACACUGGGUGAUUAGGAAGAAGUAAUAACCAAAAUAAAACUAAUAAAAAUAAAUCCUCAAUAUGCGUUUUCUAUUUAUUAAUCCAAAUCUUAUUUCUCAACUGAAAGUCAUCAAUACAAAGUCACUGUACCCUACUUCUAGCUCCCACAAUAUCCUCCCCUCCCCCAACACACACACACAAAGGUGGAUUUAUAAUCGCAUAGCACGUGCAGGCCAAUAUUGAUUCUUCAGGGCCCAUGGCCUAGGGGAUUCCACAGCCAGAGACGAAAGGAGAUACUUGUAUGGAACUAGAACUCUCUUGGUACAGUUAUUCUUCUAGUCCACAUGUGUCCAGAGCUGACCAGGCUCUUGAACUUAUAAAAGAAAUACUGUAGAAGGCCUCAUCCCUGUUCUGAAGGAGCUCACUGCUCCUUCAUGUAUGAAUGUAUUCAGACAUGUAUGAAUAAACAUUUGAGGAAGCCAUUCGAGACCCGGUAUAACAAAGUGCUACAAUUGUCAGGAGAGAGGAGGUAGGUUUUCACAGAGAAAGAACACCUUGUUCUGGCCACAAUAGUCUGGAAGACUGCGAGAAGCCGGCCGGCUUGAGUCAUGCCCUGAAAGGUUUGGAUUAGAGAAAAAGAAACAGUAACUACUAACGUGUAUUGUAUGCCUAUUACAUCCUGGGCACCGUGCUAGGCAAUGUUUUAUUUCACUUCGGUCUCAUCACAGUCUUGCAAAGCAUAUCUGCAUAUCCCUGUUUUACAGGUAAGGAAACUAAAAUUUUUGGUUAAUGUUAUCAAAUAUUGUCUACAUUGCACAAUUUCUUUCUUAGACCUUCCUUUAUAUUUUCAUACUUUCUUGUUAGAGAAAUACACCAACUUCAUCAUGAUUGAAGACAACAAGGAAAACAAAGACCAUUCUUUAGAAAGGGGAAGAGCAACUCUCAUUUUUUCCUUAAAGAAUGAAGUUGGAGGACUUAUAAAAGCCCUGAAAAUCUUCCAGCUACCCAAAUUGGUGAGAGAAGAUGCCCUCCUCCCACAGGAGAAGCAUGUGAACCUGUUACAUAUCGAGUCCCGAAUGUCAAAGAGGAGAAACUCAGAAUUUGAGAUUUUUAUUGACUGUGAUAUCAACAGAGAACAAUUGAAUGAUAUUUUUCACCUCUUGAAGUCUCAUACUAAUGUUCUCUCUGUGAAUCCACCAGAUAAUUUCACUGUGAAGGAAGAUGAUAUGGAAACUGUUCCUUGGUUUCCAAAGAAGAUUUCUGACCUGGACCUUUGUGCCAACAGAGUUCUGAUGUAUGGAUCUGAACUAGAUGCGGACCAUCCUGGCUUCAAAGACAAUGUCUACCGUAAAAGACGAAAGUAUUUUGCAGACUUGGCUAUGAACUAUAAACAUGGAGACCCCAUUCCUAAGGUUGAAUUCACUGAAGAGGAGAUUAAGACGUGGGGUACUGUGUUCCGAGAGCUCAACAAACUUUAUCCAACCCAUGCGUGCAGAGAGUAUCUCAAAAACUUACCUUUGCUUUCUAAAUAUUGUGGAUACCGGGAAGAUAAUAUCCCACAACUGGAAGAUGUCUCAAACUUUUUAAAAGAGCGCACAGGUUUUUCCAUUCGUCCUGUAGCUGGUUACUUAUCACCAAGAGAUUUCUUAUCAGGUUUAGCCUUUCGAGUUUUUCACUGCACACAGUAUGUGAGACACAGUUCAGAUCCCCUCUACACCCCAGAGCCAGAUACCUGCCAUGAACUCUUAGGUCAUGUCCCCCUUUUGGCUGAACCUAGCUUUGCUCAGUUCUCCCAAGAAAUUGGCCUGGCUUCCCUUGGAGCUUCAGAGGAGGCUGUUCAAAAACUGGCAACGUGCUACUUUUUCACUGUGGAGUUUGGUCUGUGUAAACAAGACGGGCAGCUGAGAGUCUUUGGUGCUGGAUUACUCUCUUCUAUCAGCGAACUCAAACAUGCACUUUCUGGCCAUGCCAAAGUAAAGCCCUUUGAUCCCAAGAUUACCUGCAAGCAGGAGUGUCUCAUCACAACUUUUCAGGAUGUCUACUUUGUGUCUGAAAGCUUCGAAGAUGCAAAGGAGAAGAUGAGAGAAUUUACCAAAACAAUUAAGCGUCCAUUUGGAGUGAAGUAUAAUCCAUAUACACGAAGUAUUCAGAUCUUGAAAGACACCAAGAGCAUAACCAGCGCCAUGACCGAGCUUCAGCAUGACCUCGAUGUUGUCAGUGAUGCCCUUGCUAAGGUCGGCAGGCAGCUGAGCAUCUGAUGUCGCCAGUCCUAAUCCUGAGAGCAGCUGAGCAUCAAUUCAGAGGCCUGUGGGCCAACUCUUGCUUUUCUUGAAGAGCUGGUUGUGGGGGGACUGCAGCCAAACAAUGUUCUCUAUUCCCAUCUCUUCAUGGAUCAUUAGUCUUUGAAAAUUUGUACCUGGAUACUCUAGCUACAACUUAUUCUUUUUCUAACAUCUUUAGUGAAAUAUGAUUCACAUACCAUACAAUUCAUUGACCACUUGCUUUUCAUAGAGAACUUGUUUGACCCAAUGGAUAGAUCUAGUCCCAGCCUGAUUCUAUUUUCCUCAAUCCUUCUUGGCAAAAUGACAUUUAUAAUCAUUUGAAGUAUCUUAAUGGGGUAUUAUGGAGCUGAUUCAUAUUGUUAUCUAAGAUCCUCUUAUUUCUGAAGUGUCUUACUUAUCGAUGAAUUUGUGCCAAGCUUGGUCCCAUUCAUAUGCCUAAAUUUAGUAGCCCAACUGUCUCCUCUGGUAGCAUGAGCAAAGUGUAGAGGCCUUUGCACACGAAACAUACCCAGUAAAGAGCAAGUAGUCUAGUUCAGGUGUAGUUUCCUGCAGGAAAAUAGUAGCGGCAAAGUCUGGAAAGGUUGAUUGGGGUAUAAUCCUUGAGAUCAGGCUAAGAAUUUGGGACUUUUUUUUGUAGCCACUAGGGAGUCCCUUCCAAGUGACUGUCUUCCUUGAAACUCUUUUUCCUGUCUAUGGCAUUGCAUCAUGCUGGUUUGUUUUAGAUUAUCUGUCCUACUCGUGGGGCCAAGGGGAACUUGGUGGGGGUGCCACUUGCAAGGCCCAUGUAUCGUGAUGAGAUUGUCCUCUGGUUAGCAGGAGACAGCACUGCCAAAAGGAGAGUUCAAACUGAAAGACAAGAGAGAAGCACAAAGUUAAAGGUGGAAAAGCAGCGUCAAGUACUUUAUUUCCAAGGUAUAAGGUGAGACUGUAAAUAGGAAGGCAAGUCAUGAGGGUAGAGGGUGAGGAAAUAAAGAAGAAGUGGAAUGUAAGAAAGACCAAGAAGACCAUUUCAGACCCAUCACUGUAAUAAUGCAAGGGGUUGCAAGGAUUGGUUAUGUCGUCUGUAUAUUUCAGGGAGUACUGAUGGUGCUGUAGUACAGGCUUGAUAUAAAUGAGUGAAGCUGAACUCUCAAAUACAUGCUGGGUCUCUUUAUUUUGCUCCUUUUCUCCCCCUACCCACUAAAGGAAGACUUUCCUCAAAUUUCUGUCUUUGGCCCUCCUCUCUCUGCCAUCUCUUCAUGAGAAAUGUCAUUCAUGUCCACGACUUCAAUUCUUAUUUCAGAUGACUCCCAUAUUUGCAGUGCUAACUCUGACAUAUUUCUUGAAUUUUUGCCUGUUAAUUCCAGCUGGCUGUUGGAUAUUUUCAUCUAGAUGUCCUAUUCGUUAGGCCAACGUUGUACAACUCCUUGUAGUACCAUUCAUGCAGAAUGAAAUGGGAUUGUGUAACACAGCAGCCCUGUCAAGUAUCUGAAACUCAACAGGUUUAAAUGGAACUCAGAAUCACCUGAAUAUUAUACCCCGUCAGCUUCCUCUCCCAGUGAUCUUAUUUCUUAAUGGUACAUUCAAAGUCACAUUUUAAGUUAAUUUUCCAGUCUUAAUCAGCUACUUGAAGAAUUGUGUCCUUAUUUUUUUUCACAUUAAUAGUCGCAUUACAUACCAUUUAACAUGUUUUAUUUCACAUCAGAUCACUAGAUCUUUUAAUACUUUUUAGACCUCAAAAGAAAUUAUUAAAAACUUUAAAAGAAUUUAUUUCACUUUGUUAUACAAGGAACUAGAAUUGGGAAGAGUAAUUCAUGCUAUUUUGGAUUUACACAUUACUUAUAAAUUUUAAUAGCUGACCGACUGUUAAGUAUACCUUUGAUGGUAACAGAUCCAAGUCAGCUAAUCUAAAAUCACUUGAAAUAUUGAUUAGCUGGUUUAUAGUUAGCAUAUUUUGUUGCAAGGAAAUCUAUUAUAAGCAAACCAUGAUAGCAAAUAACAGCAAAUUAUGCAUACUGUAUGUGGUUACUUUCAUACAACUUUGAUCAUGGUAAAGAAUCAUAGUUGUUGAAGUUUAUACUAAUGGUAUUUAAAAUCACUCUAUGACUAAAGCACACUGAAAUAAUGUUAAGGCACAACAGUUAUAAUUCACAACUUCAGAAUAAUGGAAAUAUUUAAUGAUUGAUUUCAGUUCUUUCUUCUAACCUCUGGAUUUGUGAUAUUUAGUAAAUCAGGAAUCCUGAGAGUCUUAGAAUUUUCAUACAUUUUACGUAUAUAUCUGCAAAGCAUCUAGGAAUAUGUUAACAGUUAUUCAAAUAUGAGAACAGAACUGAACCAAAAAUUUGGUUCAUAAUUCUUAAUCAGUGAGUUAUUACUCAAAGAUAUAGAUGGUGUUUUCCUGACUUUUUGAAGAAAGCUCGAAAUGUUGGUCAUCAGAAUGCCUACAUUUCUUAAUCUGCCUAUUUUGUCAUUCAGAGUUAUACAGUAGUAACGACACACCAAAAUGUACAGAAUUAUAGUUAAUUUUUAAGUUGGCUCCCAAGUUGAAAAAAGAAAAAAUUCUGGAUUUCUCUAAGGGAACAUAUAAUAGAGUUCAUACAUUAAUUUCUAGGACAUGUAUCAAGAUACUGUGGUCUAUUUCAGUCUAGUCUUUAUUUUACUAUAUAACAUACAUUUAUGAUUUGUAAGUUUGUUAUUCAACUGGAUAAUAAAUUAGCACAAAAUUCAUCUUCUCAACAAGCAUUUAUUUUUUGUCAAACAAAUGUUAAAAACUAAUUUAAAUAUAUGUUAGCAAUUUUAUUGGUUUAAGGAAUCUAUAACAUCCUUACACUUCUUAAAAAGCCUAUGAAUAUGAGAUAUAAGGGAAGCCAAACCUGGAACCUAGAGUAACCACUUUUCAGAAUUCUUGAUGAAGUCUAUCUCAUGUUCCUCAUCUGUAACAUGAGCUAAAUCUACUUCCCUGGGUUAUUGAGGAAUUCUGUUAUGAGAGGACUUUGUAAAAGAAACUUAUUGUCAUAUGUAAAGAAUCUUUAGUAUAAUCACUCUCCUAAUCAGAGGUCCCCCAUAGCUUCUGGAUGAUUUUAUCUUUCUCCAGAGGGAAUUCACUUUUGCUUCUAGCAGGCAGUAUAUAAAGGCAUGGGAAGAUCUCCUUAGUCCAACCAGGAAUCAAGGCAAUUGGAGCUGAGCUCAGUCUUUGUGAGGGCUGGUCUAUUUCCAGGUUGCUUCUACUACUAAGGUGCAGUCCUUUGGAGACCCCAAAGGAAAGCUAUGGGUGUGGACCAGCGCUUCUCCUUGGGAACCCUGGGCUCCUACUUUUGUCCCCUCCUUCGCGCUCAUCUGCCUCCCCCAUAGGAUUGCUAAAAGUACUGUUCAAUUUCUCAGUUUCUCAGUUGCUGCUUUCAGCCCAGUUUCUUAGCCUCCAAGUCACUGCUUGCUAAUUAGCACAAAUGCUUCAAGCAGAAAAGUUAUGCCAAAUAUAAUCUCUCAGCUUCAAGAUCUUGGCCCUUCAAGUUCUGGCUGCUUUGACAGCUCUCCAAUGACUUGAAACAGAUUUUUAAAAUGUGUUCCCCCAGUUUUUCUAGUUGUUUUUGGUGAGGGAAGUGGUCUGGAGCUAGCUAAUCUGCCUUUAUCACAACAAAAAUCUGACCUUGAAGUAAAUCAUUUAACUUCUUUGAGCCUCAGUUUUCUCAUCUAUGAAAUAAUGAUCCUAACAGUACUUAGCGUACCAAUAAUAUUGAGAGGAUCAAACAAGAUAAUCUAAUGGAAAAAAAUUUCCUAACCUGUAUGCUACAGAGGUAUAGUGUGUACGGCCAGAUACUUUAUAUUUUCCUCCUGUGGGGAGAUAAGGCAUCUGAAAGUGACACUAUUAUUAUAGAUGACUAUUAAAUAGUUUAAGGCUAGCCCAGUUCAAGAGCUGCAACUCAACCAGGGAGAGUUAGUCAGCGGCAUGUACAUAGUUGAAACAGUUGAAACAUCUCAGUGCUUCCAAGAAAUUGUAUUAAGGGAUAUAACUGUAAGUUAGCUGAAGUAUUGAUGCAUGCGCAUUCAAGAGGAAUUCAAGUUGGGAAAUGACUGAACUCUUCUAGACCCUCUCUCUAUUAGAACUGACUCUGGGGACUCUGCGUACUCCUUGCCCCUUUGGUUGAAAUCUCAGGUCCCUGCCUUGAAGUUUCUGCUCGUUCCCAGUCCUUAGCUUCUAAUCUCUCUCUGUCUCUCUCUUUCACACACACAUACACACACGCACUCACUGUCUCAUUUCAGUAUUUUAAAAGUCCAGUCUUGUGUAAAAGUUCAAAACAUCGAACUUUAUGUAAUGUUAAAGUUUUUCUUCUCUGGAAUCGAGAAAGGAAGGGGUGUGCUUAGUUAGCUUCUUAUGUUCUUGCUCCUCCUUCCUCAGUCUCUAGGAUGCCUCUGGCUCCUCCAGGGUUUGGGAAUGGUGGUGGGGAGGGGACGGUAAGGAGUAGAAAGUUCUUUUUGUUCUGAUACUGUGUGAGUUGGCGUAUGUGCUUCCUGUCCUUGGUAAGUAUAAGGCUGACUCUCAUUCUCUGUGGGUGUUUUGGAAGACCUUCCUACUUCUUAUUCCUCGGGAUCUCUUGAUGUGGGUACCUCUCUGACUGGGCUGUUGAAUUCAUCUCCCUCAGCCUCUAGGAAUGUAUUGGCCAACUCUCUUGUGGGUGUCACUUAUCUGGCCACAAGCCAUUGGAUUUCUCAGCACAAAUUGGACAGCAGCCUGCCCAGGCCCCAGUCUGGAGGGAUACAUACCAAGUUCACUUAGUGGCCCUCUGAGGCAUGCCUCUCCUUAGACAUGAGGAGGGCAGGACUCACUGCACAUUGACAACUAACACCACAUAUCCAAACAGAAUUCUCUCUCAGCCUCUCUAACCUCUUUCAUGGACUGGAAGUCAUACACUGGUUUCUAGAGACCUCCUUCACAAGUUCUGCUUUGGUGGUCUUGUACAUCACUUAAUAAUGGGGGAGUAAUUGGCACUUAUUGCCUUGGAGUCUCAGCCAAAACUGAGACGGGAAGGGUCUGAUUUUUACAUUCUAGUACACAUGCUUUAAGGAAUGCUCAGAACGCUCUUACAAAACCAUCAGCAAUCAUGGUAUAGUUUUUGCACAUCAAGGUCUCUCGAGAACAAAGAGCUGCUUUGCCUCGCUCAAGUUUACAUUUUUCUUGGCAUGGGCACUGAUGUUCUCAAGAUGUCACAGGCAGGAGAGGUAAAGGUGAGGUGCUGCCCUCAAGUGGUCUUUUAGGCAGAGACACCAAGGAAUGGGUGGAGUGAAAAAAAAGGAAAGAACUGUGUCAAGUGCUCACCAGAAACACUUUCCAGGGCCCCCAGGCAUAAAGGGUGAUGAGUACUUGUGUCAGCAGAGGGGUCAAGUACUAGUGAAUGUGGAUUAUCAUCUUGGAUGUGACCCCACUUGUACCCACAAGAUAAUGUGUGACUUGGAAAAUAUGCGUUAUGUACAAAAAAGGACAAAAAAGAAAAUAAAAAUCACUUGUAAUCCA
Molecule: messenger RNA, 10972 nt
Organism: Equus caballus (horse)
Lineage: Eukaryota; Metazoa; Chordata; Mammalia; Perissodactyla; Equidae
Gene: TPH1
Product: tryptophan hydroxylase 1
Biological process (GO): aromatic amino acid metabolic process; serotonin biosynthetic process
Cellular component (GO): neuron projection
Molecular function (GO): tryptophan 5-monooxygenase activity; iron ion binding
Source: RefSeq, a predicted model, not a curated record